UAAAGAGAAGUAAGGAGUUCACAUUGACGUACACACAGUGAGUAAAGCCGAGGCACUGUGUUGUAUCCAUGCUGUGGGAGCGCAGCGAGUUGUAGUCUGCAGGUGCUUUCAGUGUAUCUUUGCUUAAACUCGACCAGCUGCAUGAUUCCACAAAACAAAAGGGACUACUUGAAGUGUUGGAAUAUUUUGAAAACACACUAUGGAGUAACAGCUACUGGAUCACUUUGGAAAUACUGAAGUGACUGAUUUUGGAUCCAUGGUUUGUCUUCAGGAAGGAAUUUUUCACUAGACUAUGUGUUACCAUUGUUGACUUUUGAAUUGGACUGCAUGUUUCUCUUGGACUAAAUGAAUUAGCACGGAUGAAUUGUCUGAACUGGAGGUUCUGAGUGAGUACGGCGCAAGCUCCUUACCUUUUGGGAAAAUACGCAAAGGGCGGCAGGGUAAAGAAAGGGGGGAGGAAAUGAGGAAGCUAUAGCUUGUCUCCUGUCUCUAGGGAGGAUUGCAUUCACCCCAGUGUCUCUACUGAAGAAUGCCGAGGGGAAGCGUUUAAAUGCUUUCAACCACAUGCGGCUCUAAAAGAAAGCACAUGAAAGAGAUCUCUGUGUUCCGGGCAGCAAGAGCAUUUUGGUCAAAGACACUUUAAAGGAAUGCCUCUAUUCUCUUUUGCCAUUCAUUCUGGAUCCUGCAUCAAGGGAAUUCCCCCCACAGUAUAUCUGCUGUAUAAUUUCAACCAAAUAUGCUAGCUUUCUUUCCUGUAAGGAUGCACAACAUCACCUUACAGAUGGACAAUACAAGCUUCCACUUCAGCGACUGGAACAGUUCUAACAGCUCGGAGCAGAGUAAUGAAGUGUGCCCCAAGAAUGACGGAUUCAAGUAUCCACUCUACAGCACAGUGUUCAGCAUUGUCUUUGUGGUGGGACUUAUAAUGAAUGUAAUAGCCAUGUAUAUCUUUUCCUGCACGCUGAAAGUCCGUAAUGAAACCACCACAUACAUGAUGAACCUAGUUGUUUCAGAUCUGCUGUUUGUUCUCACGCUACCAUUGCGGGUCUUUUACUUCAUCCGCCGAGACUGGCCGUUUGGUGGUUUGCUGUGCAAGCUAUCAGUCUCCCUGUUUUACACAAACAUGUAUGGCAGCAUCCUUUUCCUCACCUGCAUCAGUGUGGACCGGUUCUUGGCCAUCGUUUACCCUCUCCGUUCGCGGGAGCUUCGGACCAAGCGCAAUGCUAAGAUAGUAUGUGUAGCAGUAUGGGUGCUGGUGCUCUCAGGCAGUCUGCCAACAGGCUUCUUGCUGGACUCUACCCCCCGCCAAAGUAACAACUCCUCUGCCCAGUUCUGCUUUGAGAACUUCUCCUCCAAGCAGUGGAAGUCUCAUCUAUCCAAAGUGGUGAUUUUCAUAGAGACUGUAGGUUUCCUUAUACCACUGCUCCUCAAUGUUUUCUGUUCAGCAAUGGUUCUUCAGACACUGAGGAGGCCACAGACAGUCACUCGAGGUGGGAAACUUAACAAGACGAAGAUCUUGCGUAUGAUAAUGGUGCACCUUUUUAUCUUCUGCUUCUGUUUCAUUCCUUAUAAUGUCAACCUCGUGUUUUACUCACUGGUGCGCACCAAAAUCUUGGAAGGCUGUGCAGCAGAGACUGUAGUCAGGACCAUUUAUCCAAUUGCUUUGUGCAUAGCUGUAACCAACUGUUGCUUUGACCCUAUCGUGUACUAUUUUACUUCAGAAACUAUACAAAACUCCAUAAGAAGGAAGUCACAGUUAGAUACAAACUAUAGCAUGAAGUACUCUGAAGCAUUGCAAUCAGAGACAAGCUCAAGCUUUAAUUUCAGCCUGAGGUCCCUUACAAACAAGAUGUUCUUCAAUCCAUUGCAAGAGUCCAUUGCGUGAGGAGACUUCUUGACUCUUUGAGCUGUUGGAUAUUUGAUACAAACAUCUGUUCCGUUAAUGGACAGUUAACAGUUAAUUGUUACCACAUUGUUUUGAAGAGUCUGUGCCAUUUUAUUUUAACAUAUCAGAACAGCUAAAUAUGCAUGAUAUCAGAACAGAAUGUGUAAAAAUAUCUAGAAUAAAGUAUUAUAAUGAAUUGUAAUUAGUUUACUGUGAAUACCAGAGAGCAAAAUUACUUAAAAUCCAUAUGUUUGUGCACUUACAUGUAUAAGUUGGUAAAUGCAUUUAAUCAGUACAUUUACAGUAUUUAAAAAUAUGAAAAUUGGUUUGAGACUCAAUCUGAAACUAGAAACACCUAGCAGGACAGUUUUGGGAUUCUUAUCACUGAUCCUUCGUGAGUUGGGCUUUGUCACAUUGAAUGUUUUUUUUAUUAUUAUUUUUUUUAUGCAUAUUAACAAAUCAUAAUCUUAACAUCGUGACGUGUCAUAGUGUUUAUAAAAGUCAUUAUAGCACUUUAUGCUACAGUGUUAGUGUACAUUGUCAUCUCACAUUUUCUUAUGCACUGAUUAUAUUUCUGUUACCUGUAACAUGAAUAAAAAACUUUAAAGUAUAAAUAAUACAGUAUUAUAGGGCAUUAACUGCGUUGGACACAUGAUGAAAGCCAGAUGUGUUUUGGAUCUGGUGUGUAUCAAGAAAUACAAGUACAGAAUAAACAUGAACUCUGACAACA
Tachysurus vachellii is the source of this 2615-nucleotide messenger RNA. It is a transcript of the gene lpar6a, whose product is annotated as lysophosphatidic acid receptor 6a. Lineage: Eukaryota; Metazoa; Chordata; Actinopteri; Siluriformes; Bagridae. Gene Ontology annotation, molecular function: lysophosphatidic acid receptor activity. Bases 737 to 1885 code for a protein of 382 amino acids. Gene Ontology annotation, cellular component: membrane. The transcript has a single exon. Gene Ontology annotation, biological process: positive regulation of Rho protein signal transduction; phospholipase C-activating G protein-coupled receptor signaling pathway. The record is from RefSeq and is a predicted model, not a curated record.